AUGAUUAUUCUGUUCCAAUGCUGCCUACUAAGAAAGCAGGUGGUGCAGCUGCUUGUUCUUAGCUGGGCUUGGGAGUUGGGGAAUAGCCAGCAGCUCCAUUAUUCUGUGCCUGAAGAAUCCCAGCAUGGCACCUUCGUCGGCUGCAUUGCUCAGGACCUGGGAUUAGAAGUGGAAGAAUUGGUGCCUCGGAUGUUCAGGAUGGAAUCCCAAAACCAGGGGGAUUUUUUAGAGGUAAAUGUGCAGAAUGGGAUCUUGUUUGUAAAUUCCCGGAUAGACAGGGAGGAGCUGUGUGCCAAGAAUGCUGACUGUGUUGUUCAUCUGGAAGUGAUUGUAGAGAAACCUCUGAAAGUCUUCCAUGUAGAGGUUGAAAUCAAAGACAUUAAUGACAACGCUCCUACAUUCAUUCAAAAGGAGCAAAAUAUCUUUGUUUCGGAAAUAAGGAUGCCUGGUUCUUUUUUUCCACUGGAGGGAGCUUCUGAUGCAGAUAUUGGUCCAAACUCUCACCUCACCUAUAUGCUCAGUUCCAGUGAUUACUUUAUUUUAGAUGUCCAGAGGAAAUAUGAUGAAAUUCAAUCAUUAGGACUCCUUUUAAAAAACAGUGUUGAUAGAGAAGUCAAGGCUACACAUCAUUUGUUGCUUGUGGCCAUAGAUGCAGGGAAACCAAAACUCAGUGGCACAACACAGUUGGUGAUUUCUGUGCUUGAUGAAAAUGACAAUGCUCCUACUUUUAACCAAUCAGUUUAUAAAGUCCAGGUGUCAGAGAAUGUUCAAAGUGGGACAUUAGUAAUUAAAUUAAAUGCUACUGAUUUGGAUGAGGGAAUCAAUAAAGAAGUUGCAUAUUCCUUUCAAAACCGUGUGCCUGUUAAAUUAAAAUAUAUAUUUACCUUAGAUUCUGUUAGCGGAGAAAUGAAAACAAUAGAAAAAUUAGAUUUUGAGGAAGACCGCCAAUAUGAGAUUCAGGUACAAGCUAGUGAUAAAGGGAGCAAUCCAAUGACAGGAUAUUGUACGAUUCUGAUUGAAGUACAAGAUGUAAAUGAUAAUGCCCCUGAGAUAUGGUUAAAGUCUUUGUUGGUACCAGUAUCAGAGGAUUCUCUCCCAGGGAUGGUGGUGGCCCUGAUUAGUGUCUCAGAUCGGGAUUCUGGGAUCAAUGGACAAAUAAGCUGCUCCCUUUAUCCUGCUGGCUUUCCCUUCAGGCUGGUUACCACCUUCAAGAACUACUACUCUCUAAUAGUGGCUGAACCCCUGGAUAGGGAGCAGAUGGGAGAAUACAAACUGAUUGUAAGAGCCCAAGAUCAAGGGACACCAACUCUGCUGACUACUAGUAGCCUGAUGAUACCUAUUGGUGAUGUGAAUGAUAAUGCACCUACUUUUGCACAGCCUUCCUAUACAGUCUUUGUGAAGGAGAACAAUCUACCUGGUGCUCAUAUCUUCACUGUUUCUGCCUCAGAUCCUGAUAUGGCUGAGAAUGCUCUGAUCAGCUAUUGGAUAGAUGAGAAGUUCUGGCCAUUGUCUAGUUAUAUUUCAGUACACUCAGAGAGUGGGAAGCUCUAUGUUCUGCAAUCACUGGAUUAUGAGGAGCUGAAGCUAUUGGAGUUCCAAGUGAGUGCCAAGGAUGCUGGACUUCCCUCUUUAUAUGGCAAUGUGACAGUACAAGUCUUUGUGAUAGAUGAAAAUGAUAAUGCGCCUGUUGUGUUAGCACUGGCAGAGGUAAAUCCCGUCUUGCUGGUGGUCCCUGUCAUGGCUGAACAAGUAGUUGCCAAGAUCCAUGCUGUGGAUGCUGAUUCAGGCUACAAUGCAUGGCUAUAUUAUGAAAUACAUGAAAACUCCAGCAAUUCUUGGCAAGUGGCUCAUUAUAGUGGUGAGAUCAGUACCAACCGUGCCCUUAUUGAGGAAGAAGUUAAUUUGAGCAGACAGAAUCUGCUAGUGCUGGUGAAAGAUCAUGGGGAGCCAGUGUUGUCAACCACUGCUACGCUGAGUGUGUCAUUUGUGGCAAGUCCCCAUCUCAUUCAGACUGAUGUCCAUCUUCAAGGAAUGGGAAAGAACCCAAGGCCCUUGGUGGAUAGCAUUAACAUCUACUUAAUCAUUGCUACCUGUUCAGUUUCCAGUUUACUUCUGCUGACCCUCAUGGUAUAUGUUGCCAUGCGAUAUGUCCAGGUGAAGAAGGCAAUGAUAUAUGGCCCUGGUACAACUACGUUAGUAUGUGCUAGUGAAGUAGGUAGCUGGUCAUAUUCAAAUCGUCACAGCCACUUCCUGGCUGCUGUGAGUGGGGAAUCUGGCAUCAAGAGCGACCUCAUGGUUUUCAGUCCCAACAUUCCUCCUCCCUCUCCUGGCAGUGAAAAACAGACACAAAUAUGUUGUGAUCCAGCAUUACAGAGUGAAUCUGUGGCAAAUCAGCUGCUGCAGCUGGUUCUGCUCCACACCGCCUGGAAAAUGGGGAGUGGCCAGCUCCAUUAUUCUGUGCUUGAGGAAUCCAGGCAUGGCACCUUCGUGGGCCGCAUCGCCCAAGAUCUGGGGUUGGAGGUGAGUGAUCUGGUCCCUAGGAUGUUCCGGAUGCUGUCCAAAGGAAAGAAGGACUAUUUUGAGGUAAAUGUACAGAAUGGGAUCUUGUUUGUAAAUUCCCAGAUAGACAGGGAGGAGCUGUGUGCCAAGAAUGCUGACUGUGUUGUUCAUCUGGAGGUGAUUGCAGAGAAACCUCUGAGAUUCUUCCAUAUAGAGGUUGAAAUCAAAGACAUUAAUGACAAUGCUCCCACCUUCUCUGCAAGGGAACAGAUUCUGAGCAUGGCUGAAUUGACGACAGCAUCUGGUACCCGGUUCCCCUUAGAGGGAGCCUCUGAUGCAGAUAUUGGUACUAAUGCUCUGCUAAGCUACAAGCUCAGCCCCAAUGAAUAUUUCAUUGUAGAACAGAAAACAGAUGAGAAAUUCAGUAAACCUUUAGCAAUUGUUUUAAAGAAGCCACUGGACAGGGAGGAGAACCCUGUUCAUCAUUUAGUACUGACAGCCACUGAUGGAGGUGAACCAAAACUCACAGGAACUGUUCAGCUAGUGAUUGUUGUGCUGGAUGUAAAUGACAACCCUCCUGUAUUUAAUCCAUCAGUUUACAAGGUAAAAUUAUUAGAAAAUGCAGCGGUUGGAACACUAAUUAUUAAAGUGAAUGCCACUGAUUUAGAUGACGGCAUGAAUAAGGAAAUUGAUUAUUCUUUUACUAAUCAUGUACCACUAAAUUUUCAGAACAUUUUUAGCAUAAAUUCCAAUACAGGAGAAGUAAUUGUAGAAGGACGGGUAGAUUUUGAAGACCUUUCUAUAUAUGAUCUUCAGAUUGUGGCAGAAGAUAAAGGGUACCCCCCUUUGUCAGGACAUUGCCAAGUGAUCAUUGAAGUGGUGGAUGUAAAUGAUAAUGCUCCAGAGUUGUUUGUCUCAUCACUCUCAGUGCCAGUGCCAGAGGACUCCUCACUGGGGACAGUGGUAGCCCUCAUUAGUGUUUCAGAUAGGGACUCAGGAGACAAUGGGCAAAUACAUUGCUCACUGUGGCCUCCUGAGGUACCCUUCCAACUUGUAUCCAAUUUCAAGAAUUAUUAUUCAUUAGUAGUGGCUGAGUCCCUGGAUCGGGAGCAAGUUACUGAGUAUCAGUUGAUGGUGAAAACAGAAGACCAAGGAGUCCCAUCACUGUCAGCUAGCAGUAUCUUGGUAGUGCCAAUCAGUGAUACAAAUGACAAUGCUCCCACUUUCACACAGCCCUCCUACACAGUCUUUGUGAAGGAGAACAAUCCCCCCGGUGCUCACAUCUUCACAGUAUCUGCCUCAGACCCAGAUGUAGCUGAGAAUGCCCUGAUCACCUACUGGAUAGAUGAGAAGCUGUGGCCAUUGUCAAGCUUCAUUUCUGUGCAUUCAGAGAGUGGAAAAUUCUAUGCUUUGCAACCUUUGGACUAUGAGGAAUUGAAACUGCUGGAGUUCCAAGUGAGAGCCAAGGAUGCUGGACUACCUUCCUUAUGUGGCAACGCAACUGUUCAAAUCUUUGUGAUGGAUGAGAAUGACAACGCACCUGCCGUGUCAGCAUCAUCAGAAGAGAAUUCCAUUCUUUUAGUGGUUCCAGUGAUGUCUGGGCAUAUAGUAGGCAAGAUUCAUGCCUUGGAUGCAGACUCUGGAUACAAUGCAUGGCUAAGAUAUGAGCUGGUUGAAGAAAGUAGCAGGCUGUGGGCUGUAGGGCAGUAUAAUGGUGAGGUGAGUACUAAAUAUUCUCUGGAUGAGGCAGAAGGAAGCAAAAGCCAGACUCUCCUGGUUCUGGUGAAGGAUCAUGGGAAGCCUCAACUCUCAACUACAGCCACCCUGAGUGUGUCACUUGUGACAAAUGCCCAGGCCAUCAAUACUGAUAUUCACCUCCCCAGGUCAGGGGAGAGCUUCAUGCCCCUGGUGGACUCGAUCAAUGUGUACCUGAUCAUUGCCAUCUGCUCUGUUUCCAGCCUGUUCCUGCUGGCCAUUCUCAUUUAUGUGGGCCUGCGGUGCCACUGCAAGUCAAAAGAAACCAUGGUGUAUGGUCCUGGCGCGGCCACCCUGGUCUGUGCCAGUGAAGUGGGCAGCUGGCCCUAUUCCAAUCGCCACAGCCACAUCCUGGCAGGUGUGAGCGCAGAGGCUGGUGCCAAGAGUGGCCUCAUGAUUUUCAGUCCCAACAUCCCUGUUUUAGCAAAUAAUGGGGAGCUUAGGAAUGGGACAGAGAUGCCCUCAAAUUCAUCCAAAGAGUCGCCGGUGGCGGACCGAUUGAAUAAGUCCUGCCUCCCUGCGGAGGGGGGUGACAUGCGAGAACCUCAAGGCCACCAGGGCGUGAUCUGA
Python bivittatus (Burmese python) is the source of this 4824-nucleotide messenger RNA. RefSeq names its product protocadherin alpha-5. Lineage: Eukaryota; Metazoa; Chordata; Lepidosauria; Squamata; Pythonidae. Gene Ontology annotation, cellular component: plasma membrane. The record is from RefSeq and is a predicted model, not a curated record. Gene Ontology annotation, molecular function: calcium ion binding. Gene Ontology annotation, biological process: homophilic cell-cell adhesion.